AUGAAAACCUUUUUCCAGGGCUUCGGCUUCAUCUUUGCUGUGGUUGAAUGUGUUGUUGGGGUUUUCUUUAACUCCCACAUUAUAAUCCAGAACGUCCUGGACUGGAGAAGGGGGAACCGGCUGAGCCUGUGCGAUAAGAUCUUGGUCCUCAUGGCCAUGAAUAACAUUUGUCUUCAGUGCGACAUGAAUAUCGCUACCUUCCUGUACAUUGUUUUCCCGGAGAUGGUUCAGUAUCAGAACACUUAUUCCACCUUGUCGGUUUUCCUGAUAUUUCAGUUUUACUUCAGCUUCUGGAUCACGGCCGGACUCUGCCUCUUCUAUUGUCUCAGGAUCGUCACCUUUACCCAUCGCCUCCUCAUCCGGCUGAAGACCAACAUCUCUCAGGUCAUCCCCAGGUUCCUCCUUUUGGCCUCCGUGGGAUCUUUUGGCCUCAGCGUUCUCUCUGUUUGGUGCAUUGAAGUGGUUCCAUCCAAUAAGAAUUCUAAUUUCUCCACUAGUUUAUUAAUGAAUAAUGUGACCAUCGUACUGAGUCCGCCCUAUAAAGUUCUGACUAUAGUCGUAGGCUGCUGUUUGCCAUUUGUGCUGACGGUCCUCUGCACGAUCCUCACACUGUCCUCCCUGUUCACACAUACCUGGAGUAUGAGGAAGAACAAGGCCGGCUUCAGUAUUCCCCGGCUGGACGCCCACAUUCGAGCUGCCCGGAUCAUGAUUUACCUCGCUGUCCUCUACGCGGUCUUCUACCUCUCUGAAGUCUGUCUCCUGACAUCUUCAUUGUCUGUGGACAACCUAUGGGAACUUAUGUUCUUGGUUGUUGUGUUGAUCUAUCCUACAUCUCAGUCCUUGAUCAUCAUCUUUGGGAACUCUAAGCUUCGCUCUUCAUGUGUAUGGAUGAACUUCCAUACUGGGCAUCGAGGUGGCCCUCAUUUACCAUGGCAUGGCUUCUGUACCCGGGUGUGA
Molecule: messenger RNA, 957 nt
Organism: Hyla sarda
Lineage: Eukaryota; Metazoa; Chordata; Amphibia; Anura; Hylidae
Product: taste receptor type 2 member 40-like
Exons: 1
Coding region: 1-957 (318 amino acids)
Biological process (GO): sensory perception of taste; detection of chemical stimulus involved in sensory perception of bitter taste; G protein-coupled receptor signaling pathway
Cellular component (GO): membrane
Molecular function (GO): bitter taste receptor activity; G protein-coupled receptor activity
Source: RefSeq, a predicted model, not a curated record